Octodon degus (degu) is the source of this 765-nucleotide messenger RNA. RefSeq names its product NME/NM23 nucleoside diphosphate kinase 3 (gene Nme3). Gene Ontology annotation, biological process: GTP biosynthetic process; CTP biosynthetic process; UTP biosynthetic process. The record is from RefSeq and is a predicted model, not a curated record. Bases 92 to 601 code for a protein of 169 amino acids. NCBI's taxonomy places the organism in Eukaryota, Metazoa, Chordata, Mammalia, Rodentia, Octodontidae. Gene Ontology annotation, molecular function: nucleoside diphosphate kinase activity. The transcript is spliced from 5 exons.
ACGAAGCUGGGGGUUGGGGGGGGAGUGCGGCGCAGCGGGCGGAUCCUGCGCCAGUCCGCCCCAUUGGCUCCGCCCCACGCCUGCGGUCGCCAUGAUCUGCCUGGUGCUUACCAUCUUGUCUCAGCUCUUCCCCGCGGCUUGCGGCGGCGUACACGAGCGCACCUUUUUGGCGGUAAAGCCGGAUGGGGUGCAGCGGCGGCUGGUGGGCGAGAUUGUGCGGCGAUUCGAAAGGAAAGGCUUCAAGUUGGUGGCACUGAAGCUGGUGCAGGCCUCUGAGGAGCUGCUACGGGAACACUAUGCCGAUCUACGUGGACGUCCCUUCUAUGGUCGCCUGGUCAAAUAUAUGAGCUCGGGGCCCGUGGUAGCUAUGGUGUGGCAGGGACUGGAUGUGGUGCGCGCCUCAAGGGCCCUUAUUGGGGCCACAGACCCAGUGGACGCAGUGCCUGGCACCAUCCGUGGGGAUUUCUGCGUAGAGGUUGGCAAAAACUUGAUCCAUGGCAGCGAUUCUGUGGAGAGUGCCCGCCGUGAGAUUGCACUCUGGUUCCCUAUGGAGGAGAUCCUAUGCUGGGAAGACAGCGCCUCACACUGGUUAUAUGAAUAGGGAGGUGCUGGCCUUGUGCAAGACCACUACACCCUGCAGAGCUCCCCUAAGCAGUGGGUGCAGGCCACACACAGCUACUUUGCUGCAGAGCCACCUCCCCAGCCCACAGCACCUGGACUCCCCAUGUUCAUCUCACCUUUUUUCAUAAUAAAUUGAGAAAAACC